Harpegnathos saltator (Jerdon's jumping ant) is the source of this 6460-nucleotide messenger RNA. RefSeq lists its product as uncharacterized. The transcript is spliced from 5 exons. The record is from RefSeq and is a predicted model, not a curated record. Lineage: Eukaryota; Metazoa; Arthropoda; Insecta; Hymenoptera; Formicidae. The coding region runs from base 295 to 4620 and encodes 1441 amino acids.
GUAUGUGCUGGUCCCGCGGAGUAGUGAACGCGAGGAGGCGGUAAACGUUUCGCGGCGCCGCCGAUCGUCACUCCUGUUCUCCCGAUCGUUCCUCGGAUUCGGCUCAAACGACUCGCACUUUUAGUCGCGCGCGAGCGGUCGAGCGCUCUGUCGAUCUCGCGCCACACGCGCUCCGUCCACUUGGUCGGCUUCGCACCCGAUCGCCGUGAUCCCCGUGGAUACCCGCCGGAGACCGGAGCCCGGAGCCCGGAGCUGCUGACUCGCCGCGCAGAUUUGCAUAAAAUCCUCGCGUGAAUGACCCCAUGCUGCGCCACGAUGUCGCCGGCGCUGUUAUUGAAAUGUAUCCUGGCGACGUGGCUGUUCAUCAGCGUAGGAGCCAUCACUGUAUCGAUAGAUCGCGCGGACAUUAAAGCCCCACCCACUCGGUCAUCAAUGAUCGCGAACGGAUGGCGGCCGUUGACCAACUCAUACGAGGAGACGAUCGGCAUGAACGUGUCGCCGUCGAGCCAGCUGGAGAAGAACGUGCAGGUGCACCCGGUCCUGAGUAAGGUGCAGGAGCACAUGGCGACGUCGGAGAAGCUGAAGCCGCCGCGCAAGGGCAAGCCGCCGAUGCACGAGUACAAUCCGCCGAGCAUCCUCGGCAGCUUCAGCGUGUUCGGCCACGCAGCGACCAAGGCACGCGGCGAGACCAAGGCGCCGAGCAAGUACGUGGCCUCGGCGACGCAGGAGUACACCUUCCUGAUACCGCCGCCCAAGGACGCGUACCGCUUUGAGGUGAACCAACACCGCAAGCCGAUCCUGCGCGACAACGCCAACUACCUGCGCCAACCGCAGCAGCCGUACGUCGCGCCGCAGUCGACAUCGGUGGUCCAUCAGCAGCAGCAGCAGCAGCAGCAGCAGCAGCAGCAGCAGCAGCAGCAGCAGCAGCAGCAGCAGCAACAGCAACAGCAACAGCAACAGCAGCUGGAGCCGAUACGCGCCGGGACCUACUACAUCAAGGGCUACACCACUAAUCGUCCCUACGUACCGCCCUUCGCCAUGCCGCAGGCGCUGCAGCCGCCUCGUCACCACCAGGCGAAACCGUUCGAGUCGCUCAAGGUCGGCGGUAACGCGAAACCGUACUUCCAGCCGCCGCUCGCGGACGUAUCCGGCGACUUUGGCAACAAGCAGAAGACCGGCAACGACCGUGACGCCUAUAACGACCACCGCUACCAGGUGGUGGCGCAGUCGCACAACGCCCAGGUCCUCAGCUCGGCGAGCAGCGGCAAUUUCUACAGCCAAAUCAACCACCACUCGCCCAGCCACUUCAAGUCCACGUACGAGCGAGACCCGGCGUUCCUGGUUCACGAGAGCCACGAGGUGAGCUACGUCACGCCGUCCGGCACGUACAACGCGUACAACUUCCGGCCGUCCUUGCCGUACGAGACCCUGUUGCCCCCGGCGGUUUACUCAUCCUCGUCGACGUUGCCGCCGACCACCACCGCGGUGACCCCGCGAGCCCCCGCGCGAGAACACGACUACAAACGAACGGACCAAGCAACGAGGAACAAACAGGACAAGGGUGGUCACACCGAGUUGCCGAGCUCGCGGACCACCGGCACCUACUAUGUUUCGGAACACCGGGAACUCACACCGUCGUCCACGUGGCCGAAGAACAAGUACACGUCCGACAUCAACGAGGUGCUGCCGCGGGAGAAUCCGCCGGGCAAAUUCAGCCAAGAGAUCGAUACCCAGAAUCAGGUCGCUUACCGCAGACCGCACAAUCCCUACGAGCCGGUCGAGGUUUACCCGCCGACGACGGUGGAGUACGAGACGCCGGAGAGCAUCUCGUUGAAGCACUUCAACGAGCAACAGUACCUGCUGCAGCAACAGUUGCUGCAACGCGACCGAGAGCAGCUGGCGGAGCAGGAGCGCCAGCAGAAGCUGGAGAUCGAGCGGCAGCAGCAGGAGGAGCUGAAGAAGCGGCAGCAGGAGCUGAAUCAGCUUCUCCAGCAGGAGAAAGAGGAGCAAGAGGAGGAGGAGGCGGCUAGGUUAGCCGCCGAGUCUGCGAAGAAUCAGUCGCAAGAGCUCAUCAAGAUCAGCGAUAUGCCUUACACGAUUCAACUGGCGCAAUUUGAGCCGCAGAUCACCACCGCCGAUCCCAGCAUCCUGCUCUCGCAGCCCGGCAUUUACAACGUCGAGCAGCUGCGAGUCCAGCCUCAGAUCCCGGAGAAUCAAGUGAAUUACCCGUAUCAGCAGCACUUCCAGAACGAGUACCAAGAGCAACAGGUCGACUAUCGCGACCCUCAAGCUGAGAGCCGGCCGUACCGUCCGCAGAAACCGUCUCGCGAUCAGCAUCGUCGCAAAAAACCGACGACCGCUUCGACCUACGAGCUCGCGCCAACCGAGCCGCCGAGCCAACAGUCAGACACUUCCGUCCCUUUGACCCUGCACGUGGAGGAAGUACCCGUCCAAACGACCGUAGCACCGGAAUCGCAAACUCUACCAACGGUGACCACGCAAAAGUCCUCCAGGACUCGUCGGCCGGGUUCCUCGCAUCGACGGAGAAAGCCGUCGACGACCACUCAAGAACCCGUCACCGAGUCGCAGCACGAGGAAGACUUCCUCAAGUAUAACCGAGGCGGCGAAGACACGCAGGCGAACCACCAUGAAUCGUCCCGAAGAAGACGCAUCAAGCCUACCCAGGCGACUUACACCGGUGACGACACCGGCACGGAGAAGAGAACCAACUCCAGGAAACGACCCAGUCACCGCACGAGAGUGAACCAGCUGAGCGAGUCGUACGACGCGCAGGUCGUCACCGACAACUCGCAGCCUCUGACCUCCUACGGGCACGAAAUCGUGGAGGAGUACAACAACGAGAACAAGCAGUUCGCCACCAGCCAGCCGAGCGUCCCCUACGGGACGGCUCAGCAGGAUGAACAAUACAUCACGAAUCAGCCGAUCAAUCAGUACUACGAUUACACGUCACAGCUGAGCGAAGGCUACCGCGAAGAGCACCGCGAAGACACCACCGCGCCACCCGUCCAAGUGGAGUAUUACGGCACAGAGCGCAGCCGCGACAAGGUGGUCGAGUCUUACAACGCCGGCUCGCGGCAGCAGAACGGGAACAUCGUCACCAGCAUACCGCUGGAGGAGCUCUACGUGCGAACCGACGACGGUAAUUAUUACGACCGAGCGACCACAGCCGCGCCGACGAGCACGACCACGACGACGGCGACGACUACUACCACCACCACCAGCACCACGACCACGACCACCACCACUCCGCGACCGACGACGCAGAGCGCCCAGGUAAUCUCCUCCACGCUGAGGUCUCACAAGAUCCGCCCGUUGAGGUACGGCAAUGCCACCAGACCGCGCUUCAGCAUCAAAGACUACAAGAGUCGCUUGGAUUACAAGAGCAGAGUGCAACAACAGACCUCGACAACGGAGUCGCCGUCGAGCUCCACCACGGAGACGUCUAUUCGAUCUCCUUACAAGCAGAGGACGUCGAGCGCGAGGACCCAGCAGCAGCAACAGGUUCAACAGCCCACUGCUGCUGCUGCUGCUGCUGAGCCCGUGAGGGAGACCACCGGUCGGUACAAGUACGUCUCCAGGAUGAAUUACCGCAGCACCACGCCCGCGAGCGGCGCGACGAAGGAGCACGAACGGCUCCUCGAGGAGAGCGCGUCCUCAACGACCGAGAAGAGCAACAGGUUCGUGCCGAAGAGACGGCCGAUCAGCGGCAACGUGUACCGCAGCAGGAUCGCCUCCACCACGAGCAGCCCGACGCGGUCUCAGGUGAACGGCGAGACGAACGCGCGACAGAGCUCGGUGAGACCCGAGAACGUGUACUCGUCGUCGAUACGGAGGCGACCAGCCGCCAAGAGCCGGCCGCAGCACCCGCACAAGGAGGCGGUGGCAGCCGCGGUGGCGAACGCGCACCCGGAACGGCGACGGCAGCAGGAGUCUACGGAGAUGGCCGCUGAGGAGACCAAUUUCUACUCGGCCAUGAGCACGACGGCCGCGUCGACGACUCGUCUCGUGGCCAACGAGAUCGUCAGCGAGAAGGGGGAGGCCGUGACGUUGGACACUCACCCGGUGAAACUCGGCGUGCAGGAGAACAAGAACGAGGGUCAGAACCGGCUGCAGCCCAACGGCAGCAGCAUUCUGAUGGACGAGGAGAAGGAGGACGAGAAGCAGGACAAGAAGAAGGAAGAGAUGGUGGUGGUGGUGAGAGCUCAGUCGCCGGUCGAACCGAGCGGCGAUCGGCAUGGCGACAGCAAAGUCCAACCGACAGAGCCAACUGCCUCCGAGAACGACCGCGGCGAGAAGGCGGAAGGAUCGCGGAAGGAAGCGGAGGCGAAGGCGGAGGCGAAGGCGGAGGCAGAGACGGAGACGGAGAUCACGACCAAGUUUGACGUGCGCUCGAGCGACGAGGAGGAGCUGUUCGCCAAGGCGUCGCAGAGCGUGGCGGAUCUGACGAGCUCCGCCUCGGCACUCUACGACAAGCCCGGCAUGUUCAAGGCGGUCUCGCCCGAGAGCCGGCUCGUGUCGCCCGCGCACUUCAAGAUCACCACCGACGAGCCGACCUUGCCGAUCGAGGCAUUCUUCCAGGAGCUCACCAAGAAGAACUGACGUCUCCUCGCUCUUCACGGGCUCGGAGCGGAACGAUUGUACUUUGAUUACCGGCGAACCGCGUGACCCCGACAAUCUCGACGAGCGGCGUGUGACUCCAAGGCGGGAGACUCCUCGCUGGAGGAGGCGCGAUUAGGGCACGUCAGGGGGACUCGACACAUGUCGCGGUGCGCUUUUCAAGAGUCGUGUCUUCCCGACGCGGCGCACGGAGCGACGGGAAGAUUUCACACGCCGCGUUUCGUGUCGGUCGCUUAGUCGUUAGUCCUGGUUUCAGGGUACCGUGAGGGACUCGCGCGUGCGUUACAUGUAACAUCCCGAGCAGAAGUCAAAUACGGCAAUUUUUUAUGCCUGAUAUGCCUGAUAAGACCAGGCAGGUCGUAAGAAGGCAUUUCGAGUGGUCCUUAUCCGGUCAGAAUGUUGGCAAUUGUCUUGCAAUAUUUUCCGGAUUAUACCCUGACCAGCGAUGACGUCAUUAUUUGGAUGCCUGAUUUGGUCCCCUGAUUUGGACAUUUCAUCAGAGGUUUCUCGAUUUCGGGCAAUUUUAUCAGCAGUGCGUUUCACUCCUUAUCACGUGCCGGAUCCGAUGAAGUUAUCCGGGCCCUAUUUGAAGUUUCGAGGCCGGAUGGGGUUUUAAUACGGCCGUGGGACGAUGUUCUGCUCGGGAUAGUAGCGUGUGUCCCCGUUUUCGCUUCGAAAUUAUCGUCAUCGCGCCGUUUCCUGCGCCGUGCGAAUCCGAGAACGUCUCGGGACGCGGCGAGCUCAUGCGCGGGAUUCGUCGCGUCCUGCGUCUACAGAUACUCGAGAUACACUUAGGGAGAAGCGUUCUUCACGAUCAGACGUUGUACCAAAAGAGAAAAGGGGAAAAGGAGGGAAGAGCGGUGUCAGAUCUGCGGAGCAAGCGCCGCCGACGAAGCAACCCCGGAGACGAGCACAGUCCUUCGUUCCUUCGUUCGCGAAAGGAAGUCUUGGCAGGACCUCGCGGGAUGUGCAAUACUUGCGAGAGGGUGAUCCGAUUUGCUCGUAAUAUAUUCGUAUACGUCUCUUUUUGUACCUUUGUACCGUAGAUUAAUCUCGCCGGAGGGAAGAGGGAGAAGCGAGAGAAGCAGAAGAAGAAGAAGAAGAAGAAGAAGAAGAAGAAGAAGAAGAAGAAGAGGAGGAGGAGAAUACCAAAAGUAAAUAUCGCGCGAAUUCGCGAAUGGUGUAAUGUAACAACAACGACAAGCACGGAUAUAACUAACAAUCAGGAAGGUCUCGUUAGCGUAGUUGUGCGAAUCACACGCCAUCGUAUUUAUUUCAAAGCGUGCGACGUCAUUCUCGAAGUCAUCUCGCUCCUAACAAGCCACGUUGUUCCCGCAGCACGUACGUCGGGAUACUUAACUUAGCUAGGAGAUAACGAAACACACGGUCGAUGUACGCUCAUUGUUCUUACCAUUAUUUAUAUGUACCCAAUAUAAUCUCGUUUUGUACGUUGUAAAAUGUAAAUAAAUACAUGUCCAAACAACUAAGAGAGGAACAGUCGUACUUGUGUGGGACGUAGGGGCGGGGGGCAAGGGGGAGAUUUUGACAUUUACCUCGCGGCUGGACGAAUCAAGGGGAUUGAGGGACGCUUGGAACAACAAGUCACACGCACACAUCGAGGAGACACCACCGAGUCUUGAUUUGAUAAUUCGUUUAAUAUCGUUCAACCCUAUAUUCGAGUCACGGCGAAUAGUUACAUUGCGCAUAAUCGUCAACAAGUAAAAUAUUAUUUCGCGACUCACAACGCAGGAGGUCUCGGAGCGGCCCGCGAGCUCGUUGCGUGAAUAUUUUAAGGAGGCUACUCGGCGGGAUUGGAAAAAGC